AUGAAGACUAUCAUGAAGGCCACAGCUUGUAUAAGAAGGGAGUACGGAGUCAUCUUCCUCUUUCUGGCUCUCUUUGUCUCGAUCUAUGUGCUACGUAACAUGGAUGUUCUGGAGCAUAAAGUGAAAUCCCCCAUCAUCGUCCCAAGAGUUUCCACUGACCCUGACAUGAAUCGCAGCUUCUGCAAUUUCCAACCACUGUCCCGUGAGGAGGCUCUAGAGGAACGCUUCCUACUAGACUCCAUUGCUUGGCCUGAAACUCCACCUUUAACAGCUCCUGCUUCCCUGGAGCAGACCAGCGAUCCAGCUCACAGCAACUUCACCAUUCUCCCAGCGAGGGGAGGAGGACAGUGGCACGUAGGGGAUCAGCUGGAGGUUAUGAUACAGAUGUCUGACUUCAAGGGCCGGCCCAGGAAGUUUGGGGGGGACUUCUUACUCGCCAAGCUGCACAACCGGAAGCUUGGUGCAGGUGUGGUUGGGCAAGUGGUGGAUCAUCUCAAUGGGAGUUACUCUGCUGUAUUCUCUUUACUCUGGGAAGGAGGCGCGCAGGUUGAGGUGAUGCUGGUUCACCCCGUUGAGGUUAUCCCAGUGCUGAACAGGCUGAACAGCGAACAGCCCGACAGGAUUUACUUCAAUAGCCUCUUCCGCUCAGGCUCAGUCUCUGAAACUUCCAUCUGUAACGUCUGCCUACGUCCAACCCAGCCUCUGUGCAACUACACUGACGUCCGUACAGGCGAGCCUUGGUUCUGCUACAAGCCAAAGAACCUGAGCUGUGAUGCCAGGGUCAACCACGCCAUGGGAUCAUACAAACAAAGCAUCAAGGCCGAGGAGGAGAAGCUCUUUCGAAGCGGUGUUAACUUGAAAGUCUACAUGCGGUCUUCAGGACCUGCCAGUGUCACUGUGUUGCCACAAAAGGAAGCUCAACCAAAGGUGCAAAGCAACAGUGUGACAUCUGCUCCUUCUGGUUAUUACUACCGGGAUGUGUGGCGAGCACUAGAUGGCACGAUAGUUCAUCAAUUCAACACUACUGCCAUGAUUCAAUGUCUGAAAGGAAAGGUGGUCCACAUGUAUGGAGACUCCACCGUCAGGCAGCUGUUUGAAUUCCUCAACGCAGCUCUACCAGAUCUGAAGGAGUUUGACCUGCACAGCCCGAAGAGAGCCGGACCUUACAUCUCCUUGGACUAUGCAAACAACAUCUUGUUGACGUCCCGCUUCCACGGCCCUCCUAUCCGUAUUGUCGUCGUCUCAACCAGCGAGCUUCGGUACAUUGCCAAUGAAAUAGAUGGCUUAAUUGGAGGCACCAACACUGUCGUAUUUUUUGGCAUCUGGGCUCACUUCGGCACUUUCCCGAUGGAGAUCUACAUCCGGAGGCUGCAGAGCAUCCGCAGGGCGGUGGUGCGGCUGCUGGACAGGGCUCCAGGCACACUGGUCGUCAUCCGAACCGGGAACCCAAAAGCUCUGUCGCUUUUUAUCUCGCUAACCAACAGCGACUGGCACUCGUGGCAGUGUAACAAAGUGCUCAGAGCCGUGUUCAAAGGACUGAAUGUUCAUCUGAUCGAUGCCUGGGAGAUGACCCUGGCCCACCACCUGCCGCACGACCUUCACCCAGCACCUCCUAUUAUUAAGAAUAUGGUUAACGUUCUCUUGUCCUACAUGUGCCCUCAAAAGGGUGUAUAGAUGUGUGUUUGUUUGGGAGGGGGAGUGGGGAUUAAAGCACAUGCUGAGUUUA
Molecule: messenger RNA, 1726 nt
Organism: Sebastes umbrosus (honeycomb rockfish)
Lineage: Eukaryota; Metazoa; Chordata; Actinopteri; Perciformes; Sebastidae
Product: NXPE family member 3-like
Exons: 6
Coding region: 1-1674 (557 amino acids)
Source: RefSeq, a predicted model, not a curated record